Microsporum canis CBS 113480 is the source of this 477-nucleotide messenger RNA. RefSeq lists its product as hypothetical. The transcript is spliced from 2 exons. Bases 1 to 477 code for a protein of 158 amino acids. NCBI's taxonomy places the organism in Eukaryota, Fungi, Ascomycota, Eurotiomycetes, Onygenales, Arthrodermataceae. The record is from RefSeq and is a predicted model, not a curated record.
AUGGGUUACCCAACCAACGCUCAAAUCAAGGAGCUCUUGGAGUCUCAGUUCCACUCAAAGCUCCAAAAGUCCGACCUCACCGAUGACUCUGAGAGUCUCUUCCAAUUCGGACACCUGGACGAGCUCUUCUCUGACGAUGUCGAAGUCCACAUCUCCGGCCAUGAAUUCCACCUCAACGGAAAGCACCGUGGCUUGGACGCCUUCAAGCAGCAUCUCGAGUCCGACGAUAUGCCAUCUCUAAACUCCAUCAUUGACGUUACCAAGCCAAUCAAGGGCCAAGUUCUCCACGUCAUUGGAGGCGAGCGUGACGAGUGGAAGGCAGCCGUUCUCCACAGCACUGCAACCACCCAGAACAACACUCCAUGGAACCACGAGAUGGCUGUCCUCAUGCGAUUCAACCACGAUGGAAAGAUCACGGAAUUGAGGGCCUAUGCGGAUACCCAGCACGUUCACCAGCACAUCGAGGCCCAUAAGUAA